GGUACAAUACUGAUGAAUGCUUAAGUUUGUUCGCGGCCUUAUUGCGCUUAAUCGGCCAUCCGCAGCUCAGAAUGUUCUACCGCAAUACCAAUCCCCAGAAACGGGGCCCAGGACGUCAGAUUGAAUCUUAUGACGAAGACGACGAGGAGGACCGAGGUGUUAUGCCGAAGCGUAUCCGGCAAGGAGACAAGGAAGUAUUCAUGUUCACUUCGGAAAUGCUCGAUUCCAAUUCAACUGGAACCUCUCGAAGACGCAAGCGAAGCAAAUCUCCCAGCCCGAUGCAAAUAACUAUCCACCGCGUCAAUACUAACAACACCCAGAGUACAUUAUCCCGUCGGCAAGUCAAAGCUUACGCUCGACAAGCUUACAACUCCAGUAAACAAGUGUACACUACCGAUCUGAGAGACAUCCUCAAUAACAGGAAUUGUCCCAUAACUUUUAAUAUGGAGGAUGCAAAUCAUUUCGCACAUCCUCAUUCUGAUGCACUUGUUAUUACUGUUCCUAUAUGCAGAAUCCCAGUACAUCGCGUAAUGGUCGACACUGGGGCCUACUCGAGCAUUUUGAUGUUAAAAGCCUUUGACAAAAUGGGUCUCGAUCCUGCUGAUAUCCGACCUUGUAAUGACCAAAUACAGGGGUUUAAUGGUAGCAUUUCAAAGCCCAUCGGCGAGAUCACUUUACCUGUCAGGUUUGGCACUUCGGAGAACGUCACCAAACUCGUCAUGAAAACUUUUAAAAUUCUUGACAUCAACAACGAGAAUAAUGCCAUCAUCGGCAGAACAGCGUUGUACAAACUUCGAGCUGUGGUUUCGAUCUUUCACUACGCACUGAAGUUCCCGACUACACGAGGAGAAGGGACUCAUUUCGGAGACCAAAGGGAAGCUCGAGAACUUGUCACUUUCGUACCAUCCAGCGGAGUUUAUUCCAUCACUUCGGGAAAUGAUGACAAUUCCCCACAACGAAACACCUUGGACGAUGUGAUUUCCGAGGAACCGAAUUACAACGCCGUUGUUCCUCCCACCUCGGACCCUUUAUCUGAAGACCGAG
Striga hermonthica is the source of this 1044-nucleotide messenger RNA. Lineage: Eukaryota; Viridiplantae; Streptophyta; Magnoliopsida; Lamiales; Orobanchaceae. The record is from the annotation of a GenBank genome assembly.